Molecule: messenger RNA, 1780 nt
Organism: Mesocricetus auratus (golden hamster)
Lineage: Eukaryota; Metazoa; Chordata; Mammalia; Rodentia; Cricetidae
Product: solute carrier family 22 member 22-like
Exons: 10
Coding region: 1-1662 (553 amino acids)
Biological process (GO): transmembrane transport
Molecular function (GO): transmembrane transporter activity
Source: RefSeq, a predicted model, not a curated record
AUGGCCUUUGAUGAAAUUUUACACCAUGUGGGCGACAGUGGAAGAUUCCAGAUUUUGAGGAUUGCCUUUUUCAUCAUUUUUUCUUUGCUGUCAUCCUCUCAUGACAUCAUGGAGAAUUUUACAGCAGCCACCCCUGCCCAUCACUGCAAUGUAAAACUUCUUGACUAUCCCAGAUCUGAAAUUAACAUCACUAUGAACUUAACUACUGAGGUUCUACUGAAGGUCUCUAUCCCAAUGGGUCCAAACCAGAAACCUGAGCAAUGCCGACGCUUCCGGUACACCCAGUGGCAAUUCAUAGAUUCCAAUGUAUCAAUUUCUAAUGACACGGAGCUUGAGACUGAGCCGUGCCUGGAUGGAUGGACAUAUGAUCACAGUGUUUUUACUUCUACCAUCGUUACAGAGUGGGAUUUAGUAUGCGAUUUUCAGUCGUUCAAAUACUAUGCCCAAGCCUUCAUUAUGGCAGGGCAUGUGAUGUCUGGUUUUGUGUGUGGCAUUUUUUCUGACAGGUUUGGAAGGAAACCAACAUUGGUGUAUUCUUGCUUGCUCUAUGGGAUUUUGGGCUCCUGCUGUGCCUUUGCCCCAAAUUUCACCCUUUACUGUGUUUUAAGAACCCUGUUGUCUGCCUCCAUAAGUAAUAUUCUACUCAACUCUCUUAUCCUUGUUUUAGAAGAAACCUCAUCACAGUGGCACAGCUCAAUCGUAACGCUCAAUGGGCUAGCCUUUAGCGUCGGCCAGGCCAUGUUUGGGGGAUUCGCGUAUGUUCUUUCAGACUGGCACAUGCUGCAACUCGCCGUGGCCUUGCCUCACUUCGCUCUUUUCGUCGUGUUCUGUUGGGGGCCAGAAUCAGUCAGGUGGCUAAUGGCCACUGGGAAAACAGAACAAGCAAUAAAGGAACUACAAAGAAUUGCCUCCAUCAAUGGAAAGAAAGACAUUGCACAUAAUCUAACUUCUGAGGCUUUGCUAUCUGAAAUUAAGGAAGAUGGAAAUUCAACCAGCAAACAGUCCCGAAUGAAGGACAUCAUUAUUAAUCCCACUCUUCGUAAAAUAGUGCUUUGUCUUUCCAGUGUAAUUUUUGCAGAAAUGUUCAGUGCUUAUGUCAUCAUUCUGGAUAUUCAAAUUUUGGGAAAGAACAUCUUCCUGAAUCAGUUUCUUCUAGGCGUGGUGGACAUAUCAAGCAAAUCACUGACACUUUUUAUAUUAAGAAACAUAAGACGUCGACUUUCAAUUGCUUUUUCACUCCUUGUAACUGGAAGUUGUGUUAUCAUCACCAUAUUUGUUCCUGAAGAGAUGCAUAUCCUGCGCCUUAUUAUUUUCUUUUUGGGAAGAGGAUUUUUUGCAGCUUUCACAUGCAUAAGUGUAAUCUACACUCAGGAGCUGACCCCAACAGUACUCAGGUCAACUCUGUCUGGUGUUUAUAACAUUGCUGCCCGAAUAGCAACAAUAUUGUCUGCACUAGCACUUGUUACUAGGAAGUAUUUUAUACACCUUCCUAUGAUUCUCUGUGGCAUCAUACCCAUAGUAGCAACAGUCAACAUCUAUUUUCUGCUGGAGACUUUAAACCUUCCACUUGCUGACACUGUCAAGGAUCUGGAGAAAAGACUGAUGAACAAAGGUGUCAGUAAAAAAAAGGGGCAGGACUUCCUGGAGCACACAGAGUGCUAAAGAAUCUGAAACCCACAGGAUUUCCACAAAUGUAAACCCUCUUCAUUCCAUUCUGUGCCCUCCAGACGUCACUCACUGACAGAGGUUCAUAAAUACACUUGUUGAACAGCCCUAAUGC